AAACAGAAUAUAUAUAUUAGAAAGCAAGACUGCGGGAGGGGAGGGGAAUUAACAUGGGAGGAAAUGACAAUUGUCUACCUCUUUUCGAAACGAGGCCAACCAAGGGUCGUAUACUUUUUCAAUUGUAUGUGGCUACAAUCUUUGUAGGCAUCAGCUUCAUCUGUGUUUACAGGGUGAGAUGGUUUCCAGAGCGAGGAAGCUGGACAGAGAGGUGGACUUGGGUUGGAUUGUCUGUUGCAGAACUAUGGUUUACUUUGUAUUGGCUUUUAACCGUUGUGGUUAGGUGGAACCCUGUCCGUCGCUUCACCUUCAAAGACAGGCUUUCUUGCAGGUACGAUGAUAAAGCAUUGCCAGGCGUGGAUAUCUUUGUAUGCACAGCAGAUCCAGUGAUGGAACCGCCAACAAUGGUGAUCAACACAGUGCUAUCGAUGAUGGCAUAUGAUUACCCACCUGAGAAACUAAGUGUGUAUCUGUCAGAUGAUGGUGGAUCGGAUUUAAUAUUUUAUGCCCUGUUAGAGGCAGCGCACUUCUCCAAAGAAUGGCUGCCAUUUUGUAGGAAGUUCAAAGUGGAGCCAAGAUCGCCGGAGGCAUACUUUCGGACUGCCGCCACCAAUCCACCAUCUCAUGAUUCUUUCAUGACCAAGGACUGGUUGAUGAUCAAGGGAAAAGUUGGGAAGAAGGUUUCUUACCCAACCAAACGCACCGUGCAGAGCACGUGGUUCCCUGAGGGUAGUUGAGUCUGUGAGGCCUUUUCCGGCAGCCGCUUGCGUAGAAAAUUCUUGCUUUGACGUUAAUCAUAUGUUUGUUUUAAUUCUUCUUGAUAUGUCUGUUUUAUCCCUUGCUGGCAUUUUCCAAUUUCUGAUUGAUUGAGACCAUCACAGAAUUUUUUAUUUUAUUGUUUGCCUGUUCCAUUAGACCACCACCAAGUAAAAUUUAUUAAAAUAGAAAAGUAUUU
This is a messenger RNA of Rubroshorea leprosula, 955 nucleotides long. The record is from the annotation of a GenBank genome assembly. Lineage: Eukaryota; Viridiplantae; Streptophyta; Magnoliopsida; Malvales; Dipterocarpaceae.